AGUGAAAUUCAGUAUCAUUCCUUCAAAAAAUGUCUUGAACAAUGUACUAAAUUCUCACGAUACUGUCUGUUUUCUCAUUUGAGGCAUUAUAGCUCUUCAAUGACCCUACACUGUGGCCAUCUUAUUUUCCUUUGUAUAGUAGGAGAACUCACAAAAACAUCCAACAUGUUCCUCUUACCAGCAUUUGUGGACGAGAAGUUUAAAUAACAAAGAGGUCAGGGCAGGACAGCUUUGUUAGUAGUGGGUUGUAAGAAAAUGAGGAUUGGAAAGGGCGGGGGAGUUUCACUCCAUGAGGGCCAAUCUGUUCCUCAAUACAAGCUGUGGGGAUGGAAAUGGAUGAAAGCCAAAAGUAUCCAAAUGACCAAUCAUCCACCUUAUUAAUCUUGAGCUCUGUCAAACUCACUUAAAUUUGCUCAUGAACGCAAGUGGAUUUGCAUCUGUAAUAACACUUUAUUUUGUGCCCCAACCCUUCUCUCUUCUCUCUACUGUACACCUCCCCUUCCUAUGCAAAUGUAAUCACCGCCCCCCUAUAAAAACACCUAUUCUGCCAUCCUCCCAACCAGGGGUCUACAUUCACUGAAGAGACACACUCCAGGAUUAGUUCUCUUCAUCUCCUGUGACAGGAUGACUGUAGUGCUCUGCCCUCAUUUUAUCCUUGGAAAGUUCUUAAAUACAGCCCCCCUACUCUUUCUCCUUUUGCUUGUUGGGCCUAGCAGCACAUUAGCGCUUGGUCCUGGCAGAGUAAGAGCAGGGCAAGGGGGGCGUCCGAGGGCUGAGGGUAGGGUGAGAUCUGGAGUAAAAGACAAUGGCAGGUCCCGGGCAAGUGUUGAUGGCUACACCGACAUGAAAAUUGGAGAUACACAUGAUUCUAAGGCAGGAGCUGCACCAGUAGAGGAUGAUGACGCAUGGGGGGACCCUGGUACUACCACAGGCUUCAGGUCCAUGCUUGCUAUAGGAGAAGGUGGACUGUGGGAGCCUCGCAGUUCCUCCCGCUGUGUACCUAUCCCGCCGGGAAUGGCUUUGUGCCAAAACAUCGGUUAUGAUACCAUGAGGAUGCCCAACUUGCUGGGCCAUGAGUCUCCUGCUGAAGCCGUGCAGCAGAGUGCCAGCUGGUUGCCUCUACUCGCAAGAGAGUGUCACCCUGAUGCCCGCAUCUUUCUCUGCUCUCUCUUUGCACCAAUUUGCCUUGACAGGUUUAUAUCCCCCUGUAAAAGUUUGUGUGAAUCCGUACGGGACAGCUGUGCACCCAUCAUGAGCUGUUACGGCUACCCCUGGCCAGAAAUUCUGCGCUGUGACCAGUAUCCUGCAGACCAUCUCUUGUGUAUCUCCUCUAUCACUAACAGCACAGCUCAGACAGUGGGCCGUGUAGUGCCUCAAGCAAGCUGUCGUGAUUGUGAGCUGCAGGACGCCUCCUCUUCAAAAGAUACACUGGAGACCUUUUGUAGGAGUGACUUUGUUGUGAAAUUGCGUCUCACACGCCUCAAGUACAGUCCAGUAAGUCUGUCUCAGUUCUCGCUGGCUGCCAAACUGGAUGUCUUGAAGCACGGACCACUGUUAGGUGGGCAGAUCCGUUCCCGCAUUGAGCUGUGGCUAGAGAGAGAUGCCACCUGCGUCAGAAACAUGACAAGGCACAACCCACGAGGCGGGACUUUCCUUGUGACAGGCUUGGUGCAGGGGGAGCGCCUGGUGGUGAAUAAAGUUUACGCGUGGCAUAGACGAGACAAGAACCUGAUGGCAGCUGCGCGCAAAUGGAAACAUUACAGAUGCAGGAACUAGGCUCAUGUGUUAUGUUAGAAGAGACAAAAGAACUGAGAUGUAACAAGAACAGCUACUCAUAGGGGAAGGAUAGACAUAGUAUUUAGAAUGUUUCUAAAUACCUCUUCCUGUAAGCUAACCUCGGUCUACUCCGAUCCUGUCUAAACGUCAGUGGUUAUAGAAGGGAUACAAGCAGUCAGCUGUUUAAAAAGUGCCUCAUAGAGCACCAACACUGCAUGUCGCAGACAGAGGAUGUGGAAGAAUUAAAGACGUGUAAUAGAGAGUGUAAAUAUCUGUGUAUUUUAAGUAAAUAUUGCUGGUUUAUAUAUUU
This is a messenger RNA of Labrus bergylta (ballan wrasse), 2086 nucleotides long. RefSeq names its product secreted frizzled-related protein 5. Gene Ontology annotation, molecular function: Wnt-protein binding. Gene Ontology annotation, biological process: canonical Wnt signaling pathway; non-canonical Wnt signaling pathway. The record is from RefSeq and is a predicted model, not a curated record. NCBI's taxonomy places the organism in Eukaryota, Metazoa, Chordata, Actinopteri, Labriformes, Labridae.